AUGAAGACUGAACAUGGUGAUUUUGAUUUAGCUGAUCUAGUAAUUGACCUUCAUCAUAGGCUGAAAAAUGAAAAAUUGGAGGGUGACAAAAUGGAUUUUGUAUAUAUUGACGAAGUGCAAGACCUUACGAUAAAACAAAUUGCGCUUUUCAAAUAUAUCUGCAGAAAUAUUGAUGAGGGCUUUGUUUUUUCUGGUGAUACAGCACAGACGAUUGCACAAGGGAUUGAUUUUAGGUUCGAGGAUAUACGGUCUCUGUUCUAUAAUGAUUUUAUAUUGCAAUCAGUAAGUGAUGAAUCUACUGGAAGAAAAGAAAAAGGACUGAUAUCAGAAAUUUUUAAUCUGAGGCAGAACUUCCGAACCCAUGCUGGUGUGCUUAAAUUAGCACAGAGUGUUAUUGAUCUUCUUUGCCAUUUUUUUCGAAAUUCUAUUGAUAUUUUGAAACCCGAGACUAGUCUUAUAUAUGGUGAAGCUCCAGUUUUACUUGAACCUGGCAAUGAAGAAAAUGCAAUUGUAACUAUUUUUGGAAACAGUGGAAAUGUUGAUGGGAAGAUUGUUGGCUUUGGUGCUGAGCAGGUCAUAUUAGUACGCGAUGACUCUGCCAGGAUGGAAAUAUCUGAUUAUAUUGGAAAGCAAGCUCUUGUUUUGACUAUAAUGGAGUGCAAGGGCCUCGAGUUUCAGGAUGUAUUGCUGUACAACUUUUUUGGCUCAUCACCUUUGAGAAAUCAGUGGAGAGUUGUCUAUGAAUUCAUGAAGAAACAAGAUUUGCUUGAUUCUACUAUUUCUAAGUCACCAAGUUUCAGUCAUGCAAAACACAAUAUAUUGUGUUCUGAACUAAAGCAACUAUAUGUUGCUAUCACUCGAACAAGGCAAAGGCUGUGGAUUUGUGAGAACAUAGAGGAGCUUUCCAAGCCUAUGUUUGACUAUUGGAAGAGAAAGUGUCUUGUCCAAGUGAGGAAGCUAGAUGAUUCACUUGCACAAGCAAUGCAAGUUGCAAGCAGUCCAGAGGAGUGGAAGGCCCGGGGACUCAAGCUCUAUUGGGAGACUAAUUAUGAGAUGGCAACAAUGUGCUUUGAAAGAGCAGGAGACACAAUAUCGGAAAAAAGGGCCAAGGCUGCUGGUCUUAAGGCAGCUGCUGACCGUCUGCGUGUUUCCAAUCCUGAGAUGUCUUGCACUGUCCUUAGGGAGGCUGCUGAAAUAUUUGAUUCUAUUGGCAGGGCUGAGUCUGCUGCUGAAUGUUUUUGUGACUUGGGAGAGUAUGAAAGAGCAGCAGGAAAUAUUUAUAUGGAGAAAUGUGGGGUAUCUGAGCUGAAGAAAGCUGGUGAAUGUUUUUCUCUGGCAGGAUUUUAUGAGCGUGCAGCUCACGUUUAUGCGAAGGGCAAUUAUUUACAAGAGUGCUUGUCGGUUUGCACCCAAGGGAAAUUUUUUGAUUUGGGUUUGCAAUUCAUUGAAUACUGGAAACAGCUUUCAACCAUGGAUGAUUGUAUGGCCGCAAGAAGUAAAGAUGUAGACAAGAUUGAAAAAGAGUUUCUAGAGAGGUGUGCACUUCACUAUUAUGAACUUAAAGAUAACAGAUCCAUGAUGAAAUUUGUUAGAGCUUUCCACUCAAUGGAUUUGAGACGCAACUUCUUGAAGUCUUUAGAAUGCCUUGAUGAGCUAUUAUUGCUGGAAGAAGAAUCAGGAAACUUUGUGGAGGCUGCAGAGAUCGCUGAACUGAGAGGAGAUCUUCUUCUUGAGGCUGAUCUUCUAGGAAAGGCAAGACAUUUCAAGGAGGCUUCUUUGCUCAUCCUUUGGUAUGUGUUUUCCAAGUCUCUAUGGGCACCUAAUAGCAGAGGUUGGCCAUUGAAGCUGUUCACACAAAAGGAGGAGCUUUUAUCAAAAGCCAAGUUAUUUGCAAAGAAGGAAUCAGAUUGCCUCUACGAGUUUGUCUGCACUGAGGUUGAAGUUUUGUCACAUGAAAAGGCUAACUUGUUCAGGCUGAAGCAGAAUUUCAAUGCUUCCCAAUGCCAUAAAAGUCUCAGAGGCGAAAUAUUAACCGUUUGGAAAAUUCUGGACGCUCAUGUUCAUUUGAACACCUCCAAGUAUGACUGGGAAGACGAAGUGCCAGUGGAUCUUAGAAAGCACUCCAAGGAAAUGAUUUCACAGAAUCGGGUCUCUCUUCAAACACUAGUAUAUUUUUGGAAUCUAUGGAAAGAAAACAUAGUGAAUAUUUUUUAUUGUCUUGCGGGUAUUGAAACUGCAACCUUUGAUGACUAUAUGGCUUAUGAAGCAUUCUGUUCGAACUAUUUUGGCGUGCGGAGGCAAUUAAAAAGUCAGAACAUCAUUUACAUCGUGCUGAACCCUGAUGCCAAUUGGCUGAGACAAAUUGAUGAUAGAUCCUCUCGGAGGAUUGGGAAGUUGGUAUAUGCUGAUGCCCGCCAUUUUGUCUCUGCUGCUAGGAAUCAUUGGCGUUCAGAAUUACUUUCUGUUGGUAUGAAGAUGUUGCAAACUCUUGACGCCCUCCACAAGUUCUCAACCAGGAAUUCCUUGUCUGUGUUUUGCCAAAGCAUGUCUCUCCUUCAUAUCUUUGAGGUUGCAAAAUUUCUUAAGGAGUCAAAGUUUCUUGAUUGCAAGUAUCAUGAUACUAGAGCAUUGGAGAGUUUUAUUCAACUAUCUACCAAAUACUUUGUAGGCAUUUUUCCUUUAGACAGUCGGAAAUCAUUGGCAGGGAAUAUGAUUUAUCUGAGAAGAACUGAGCUGUCUCGGUCUUUACUUGAAGAAGUUGUUCAUGGAAACAUCAACGGUAAACUGACCUAUGGGCAAAUUGGGAGGGUGGUUAUGAUGUGGCUUGGGUCUGGAAAACCCACAGAGGAGCUGUACAAGAAGAUUGAGGAAAGGUUCAAAGACAAUUCAUCUUGGAAAACAUUGGUUCAGAACCUCAGUGGGAACAUAAUGCCAGAAUCUUCGGAGGAGUCACCAUCGAGCAUUUCUGAUGAAGCUCCAAGAGCGAUCUCUUUGAUUUGCAAGUUCCAUAAAGCUUUAGAAAAUGCUUACAAUGCCAAUUGGAGAAAAGAAAAUGACUAUAUAUCACCAAGUUGCUUCUUGUAUCUUGUUGACCGCCUAUUGAUCCUAGCAUUUAACCUCCAGGGAUUCUUUCUCACAACAAAAUCUUCAACUGUUGAAUGGCUUAUUUAUCAGCAAUGGAUGGCGAACCCAGCUGGCAGUUCGGCAACUGACUUUCAGUCAUCUCUGGGAUCUAUGUAUGACUUUGUGGUCUCCAUAAUUCAGCAUUUUCUUUAUAAUAGACAGGAUACAGAGGAAUGGAUUAAAAAAUCUAAAAUCAAUUUCAAGUACUAUUAUCCACUGCUGGUGACAAGACUGGUUAGUAUUUUGUGUCUAGUUUGUGUGAACUCUGGAAGAUAUUUUGAUAUACUUCCUCAGCUACUUGGAAGGGGUAACAUUACUUCACAGCUACCAAAGGAACUCUGUGGCGUUCUUCAGCGAAUGAGGAAGGGCAAUGGUGUUAAUGUAAAUGCAAAUGUGCUUGCAGAAGCAUUCAAAAGGAUUGGAGAUCCUCUCGUGAUUGUGAGUUUGAGAAUAAAUUGUGCAAACUUCUUCUGUCCUGAUGCCAUUUUGGUGGACAUGGGGGUAACCCAAUGCCGGGAGGACAUUAUAAGAGUCUUGUUUCCUAGAAACACCAAAGCUCCCCAAGGCCAAAUGGCUUCUGCUGAAGUAGAUAUGACUAAUUCUUGCAAGAAAGGAAUUUCUUUGAACGGCAAGGAUGGAUCAAAUGUACUUACUGUGACAUCUUCUAACUUUGCUCCCAUGGAAGAUCAGAACUUGAACACAAAUGAUCAAGACUUGAAAAUUAACUGGGGCAUAUUUCAGGAAAUAUCUGAUGCUGUAGAGUUGGUUGAAAGUAGAAAAGAUGGGAAUUUGAUGAAAUUUGUGUCCAAUGCUUCCAAGAUGAAGGAGCAAGUGAAGAGAAUUCGUUUCUUCUGGCUUGAAGUAACAAUGAGCGCUAGGCGGGUCUCUGACAAGAAACCUUGUGCCAGUGAAGACGGAAAUUUGUCUGCUGAAGCAAACAACGUGCUUGAGGAAUUGGAGCAACUUUCAUCUGCAUUAGAUGUGAGUGACCCGGAACAUGAGAAAAACCUUUCAAGCAUUGGAGAACUUUCGAGGAGGUUGCAGUCAAGGUUGCCUUGGAUAGAGACUGCUUUCUCGAUCCCAUUAGUCUCUCAUAAAGAUACAAAUGUGAGCACUGUCUCGGAUCCUCAAUACCAUAGGGAAGCGGACAAUAGCAAGUCUGAGGAAAUCGGCAAGUCUGAGGAAGGCAACACAAAGGAUUUGCAAGCUACUGCUGCUUCUGAAGGCCAAACCAAUGCCCACAAUGAAGCUGUUGGAAGCAGCAAGGGUAAAAGAAAUAAAAAGUCCAGGAAGGGCAAAAAAGGGAAAGGAGGUCGGAAGAGAUAAUAUGACAUAGAUUGCCUAGGUUUUUUUAUAAUGUUUAGUAACUCUCUUUUUUGUGUAUUUGUAUAUCUUACAGUCUAUAUAGGUUUUAGGUAUAAUAUCUUGUAUAAGGGUAAUUCUAUGGGAAAAACAAAUUUAGUACCGAAAGCUUUUAUUUUUUGAAGUCAAGUCACACCUUUUAAAGUAAGGUAGAAUUGUUCGAGGUAAGUCACGAUCAAU
Ilex paraguariensis (yerba mate) is the source of this 4665-nucleotide messenger RNA. Lineage: Eukaryota; Viridiplantae; Streptophyta; Magnoliopsida; Aquifoliales; Aquifoliaceae. The record is from the annotation of a GenBank genome assembly.